GGCAUGCACGAUGUUAUCUAUAGGCGAAACUAUUCGUAUGUCAAAGGCAACAUAGUUCUUCAACGGGACAGUACCAGCCCGUGCCAUCAAGAAAAAAUAAAUGUCCCACUGCGAGGUACGUUGUGUUCACGCCUCGACGCACCAGCCUGGAGCGUCGCCAUGGCAACCAACGACAAACACUGCCAGACAUUAUCAGUCAAAAACGACAAAAUUGUGAUCAAGGAAUACAAUUACAUCAAUGAUUCGUGUAAUAUGUACGAUGAGACUGUGGCAGUGAAUGCGAGGGAAAUAGACAGUCCAUCGAGUGAGGAGGACGUGGUGAGAGCUAAUAUGUCGAAGUUCAAUCCCCCGGUGAGGCACACGGCGCGGCACGACUUCGAUUCAGAGAGUGAUUCCGAUUCGGAGCCUCAGGAGUUUUUGGACAACAUCGGCGAGGCUGAUGAGUCACCAGAGAGAAGCCCAAAGACGUCAGAGAAAAUCGCCGAGGUCCAGAAACCAGCUCUCAAAGAUAACAAACAUGGUGGCAGCGGCAGAACGAAGCCACCAGUGAAGAGAGAAGAAUCAUCUAAUUCUGAAACAGACAGCGGAGACGUGGAGGCGGAUCGCACAGAGCCGCCGGCGGGCAGCGGUCGCAAGCGGGGCGGGGGGGUCGUCAUACCCGCCGAGGGGGCCUACGACCCCAAGCACUACCUCGACCUGAAGGUGCCGCCAGAUAUGGAGAACAUAUUCCAGUAUAUUAUGAAAUACACUCCGCAGAAGAUCGACAUAGAGCUGAAGCUGCAGCCGUUCGUGCCGGAGUACGUGCCGGCGGUGGGCGACAUCGACGCGUUCCUGAAGGUGAGCACGCCCGCCUGCGACCUGCGCGCGCGCACGCUCGGCGAGCACGUGCUCGAACACAUCGACAACUUGGGGUUGACGGUGUUAGACGAGCCGGUGGCCGAGCAGAGUGACUCCGCGCUGCUGCAUCUGCAACUCAGGGCCAUAUCGAAAACCAACAGCUCUAAGGGCAAUGUGCUGACGAAGAAGAUUGAAAACGCGGAGAAGAAUUCGAAAGCGAUUGAGCGGUGGAUAAAGGAUGUGAGCGAGCUACAUCUGUCGAAGCCCGCGCCGACCGUCACUUACACCAGCAAAAUGCCUGACAUAGACACAUUAAUGGAAGAAUGGCCGGAAUCAAUGGAGGAGACACUCAACGAAGUCGGUUUCCCUUCAGCCAGCAUCGACUGCUCCCUCUCGCAGUACGUGGACCUCGUCUGCGGACUCUUCGACAUACCAGUAGCUGGUGACACCCUCAACGACAGGAUCCAGGCGAUACAUCUGCUCUUCAGCUUGUAUUCUGCUGUCAAGAACUCGCAGUUGUACGCGGAGAGGCAGAAAGAGAACGAGGUGUAAGGUUAAAGUUAAUAAAUUAAUGUUGUGGGUUUUA
This is a messenger RNA of Manduca sexta (tobacco hornworm), 1423 nucleotides long. RefSeq names its product intraflagellar transport protein 46 homolog (gene IFT46). NCBI's taxonomy places the organism in Eukaryota, Metazoa, Arthropoda, Insecta, Lepidoptera, Sphingidae. The transcript has 7 exons. Bases 4 to 1389 code for a protein of 461 amino acids. Gene Ontology annotation, cellular component: motile cilium; centrosome; intraciliary transport particle B. Gene Ontology annotation, biological process: intraciliary transport; cilium assembly. The record is from RefSeq and is a predicted model, not a curated record.